AUGCACUCACCUCCCGCCUCCCGCCUGCCGCUGCCCGCCCACAUGCAGCUGCCAUUAGAAUGCUGUAUUCAUGCUCCGCCUCCAGUAUGCCUGAUGGUUAUGCCAUGCCCGCCGCUGUCCUUCCUGCUCAUCGUUCUUAUCUGCCCCCUUCCUGUGUUGCCUGCUCGCCCGCUCCUCUUACUGCACGCCCGUGCCCGCCUCGUCAUGUCUUCAUUGCAGCAAAAGGAUCUUGCCUUUCUGUCCAGAUUCGCACUGCGCCAUUCUGCUAUCGGGCUCGUCACUGACUGUGAAAGCUGUGGUGGCUCUGUCCCCAUCACUAUCUGCCGCAGUGACAAGAACGGCAAUGAAGGCAAGCCCAUGGCUAUGCAUCGCUCCCGGUCCUGCACAUUCUACAAGUUUUUCCCUCAGCUUCUGGCACGUCCUGACAUCAUGGCGCUAAUCCCUUAUGGAUCACCGACUCUUGCAUGUUCACAGCCAACAGCAUCUACCUCCUCGAGUGACGCCUUUUCAACCACAUUCCCUUCCACUCAACCUUCGACUUCCUCUCAUCCUCAGCAGAAUAACAAGAAGCCGAGGAAGCGGGGGGGCCGAUGUAUAGGCCCUUUUUGCCGCAGAGCCAGUGCACUGCGGUGUCCGCAAGGGAUGUGCCUCAGCCAUUGCACGGACAGUGGAGGAUGUCCGAUUCAUGGCACGGAGGCACAUAAUCAGCGCGUGGACGUACAACCAGUGGACGACAAUAGUGUGUUUUACCUCGAGGAUGCUGAGACUCGCGAACCUUUCUUUGACACCGACGACACGGAAACGGGUUAUGGAUAUCGUGAUCUUCAACAGGCACUCGAAGCAUCAAUGACUGCCACUGGUGGACAUCCAGCUCCCUUUGCAUCGUUUCAUGACCUCCUCACAGCUCCGAACCCAUCUCAGCUACCUGCACCAUCUCCCACGCAAACACCAUCACGCAUAUGUACACCACCACCAUCAUUUUUCCCACCUCAACAGAGGGAUGACACUGUGUUGACUACGCGAGCGUUCCCGGUACAUAAGCUUUCCAAGGCCCCUCGGGUGACAGAUCAACUUGACCCUUUAUGGGCUGGUGAUCUUAACGCGCGCGCGCAGGAGGAAAUCUCAAGCAAGAUGGUCUCUGAGGGAUGCCACGUAUUCAUCCGACGUCACGGUGUCACCGAGUGCGCUGAUUUCGAUGGGCUCUUCAAGUCCUCGAAGCUUUUGAAUCGCCCCUCCCAUGCACGGUUCAACAUCAAAGGUGAGCGAGAUGGUGUACGCUGGAAGAAGAAGCAGCCGCAGACAGCAUCGUCUGAUGUCGAGAUUGUGGACGACGUGCAGCUCACGCCAAAGCGCUCGUUGGGCAAGCGCCGCUGGAAUCCCAGCCCCGGGCAGGAGACACCCACCCCAACACGAGCACGUUUCGACCUGCAGGAAGAUGAUUUCAACUAUCGUCGUGCUACUUCGCUGUCGCUGACACCCCCUUAUCUUCCAACUCAAUCACAGUCCUAUGCAGACCUCGAGGGAGAUGAUUUUGACUCUCGUCGUGCUACUUCAUUAUCACCAACACCCCCGCUCAUCACCACCACACCCCUGCUCGUCACCACCAAGCCCACAUCGCAACCGGCUCACCAGGCAGAUGAUUUUGACUCUCGUCGUGCUGCUUCGUUGUCGCCAACACCCCCGCUCGUCACCACCAAGCCCACAUCGCAACCAGCUCACCCUUCGAAGAUCCAGCAGCCCGCUCCACCAUCCAUCAUUCCUGUGCAUGUUCCGGUAUACAAUCCUGCCAAGCGGCAAGGCUGGCCGCACGCCAUGUACACACUUGAUAUGACUGUAGGCUUUCAACAGAUGGACAAUGUGAACCUCCGUGUUCACUAUAGUCAGGAACAACUUUUCAGUCUUGUCUUUGGUGGUGCCCCAUUCGUUCGUGCAACAUAUCACCAGAACCGGAAGGCUUGGCGCGAGACAGAGAUGACCAUCCUCGAGAUGCACAAGCGAGCGGGACGGACACCGGAUGGCCUGUGGUCAAACUAUCUUGCUGCGCGGCGCCUUGCCUUAGGUGAGGUGAGCAAGAAACAUAGUGGGCGGAAGUAG
Messenger RNA from Suillus clintonianus, 2094 nucleotides. RefSeq lists its product as uncharacterized. The record is from RefSeq and is a predicted model, not a curated record. The transcript has 3 exons. The coding region runs from base 1 to 2094 and encodes 697 amino acids. NCBI's taxonomy places the organism in Eukaryota, Fungi, Basidiomycota, Agaricomycetes, Boletales, Suillaceae.